Messenger RNA from Periophthalmus magnuspinnatus, 3624 nucleotides. RefSeq names its product myosin light chain kinase family, member 4a (gene mylk4a). NCBI's taxonomy places the organism in Eukaryota, Metazoa, Chordata, Actinopteri, Gobiiformes, Gobiidae. Bases 228 to 2492 code for a protein of 754 amino acids. Gene Ontology annotation, cellular component: nucleus; cytoplasm. The transcript is spliced from 15 exons. The record is from RefSeq and is a predicted model, not a curated record. Gene Ontology annotation, biological process: positive regulation of apoptotic process; protein phosphorylation; intracellular signal transduction. Gene Ontology annotation, molecular function: ATP binding; protein serine/threonine kinase activity.
AGCUCAUUCCACUCUUAAUACCACUGCUGGUGCGGAGGGAGGCUGGCCCCAGGGAUAGACUCUAGGAAGGUUUUCUCUCUCUUCUUUUGACUCAGUGGGACUAUACUUGUUAUCUUUGGGAACACUCGUGGAUUGAGCUGGCUGCUAUUUUGUGCAAACCUCUUUCCAGGAACGUGACUGGCUACGUUUGUUUGUGUCUUAAUGUGAUAUUUACUCCGCGGUAAACCAUGAGUUCAAUGGGAAUUAACCAGAGUGAGCUAAAAGAUGGCCACCUCAGCUUCGACCUCAUCCAGAACCGCAUCGAGUCUUUGAGCACCAAGAUGGACACGCUCAUCGACAUCCAGGAGAAGGUUCUGAACCGUCUCGACAGCAUGGAGAGCUCGGAGAAGCCGGAGGAGGAAAACGGCUCCGCGCCCAAAACGGUGGAGCAGCUGAUGGGGCGGGAGGUGAGGGACAUCUGCCAGGAGUUGAGCACCAUCGUGUCCGUGGUGAACCAGCGCUCGGAGCAGCAGGCGCAGAAGCUGGAGGGCAUGGAGAAGCUGGUGCUCAACAUGCAGCAGGUUAUCAGCUUCAUCGGGGAAACGGUCAAGAGCUCCAGGGUCAUGCAGCUGAUGCUCAAAGGCCCGGCCGCUCGCAAAGGAACCAAAGCCAAGGACAGUAAAGCCAAGGUGCUCAAGAAGAAACCCUCCACGGAAGCUGUGACGAAGAAGACGGACGCCAAGAAACCUCCGUCUGUUAAAUCCACUAAAGCGACUGAGGACUUAAGUAAAAGUGACGCCAGCGGAACGCAGGCCUCACACAAGACAAAGCUCCACGGACCAAAGCAUUUCCUGGCCACGCGCAAAUGUGGACUAUUUCUAAAAGAUCACAAAAACAAAGAAGGCGCAGAAAAACCAUCUCUGACACCCAAAAGCCCCAAAGGACAGAAGAAAACCAAGCCCCCGGAAACAGAUAUUUCCUUAAAGAAGCAGGCUCUGUUGUUAGAGGAGGUGCAGAAACUGAACCGAGAGAACAGUGAAAAGAGCACACAGCCCGUCACUGAAAGUCCUGCCCCGGCAACAGACGAUGUCACCAGCGUGGUCUACUACCUGCCCCAUGACUCUGAACGCAAGACGGAGCCAGAGCCGGAAGAGAGGAAAGAGGAGAGGAAAGAGGAGAGACCAGAGGAAAAGCAGGAGGAGGCUGUGAGGGAAAAAGAGAAGGAGGAGAAGGAGGAGAAGGAGGAGGAGGCAGUGUCUAAGGACCAGGAGACAAGCCAAGUCUGCGCUGAAGAACAACCAUCCACCAGCUCCACAGAUGACACGACUUUACCACAGCCCAAAGAACCAGACGGGGACCAGAAGAUGAGCACAGACGAGCCGGCGACGGCGGCAGAGGACGAAGAGCCAGAGACACACGAGCACAACAUGGCGUCUGAGGGCUGGGCCGUGUUUAAGGCGGAGGGGGUGGAGAUCACUCUGGACCUGAAGAAGAGGGUGGAGGAGGAGAGGAGCUGCACCAGCCAUCAUGAAGCAGAGUGUGUGGAGGACGAGCACGCCGAGAGAUUCUUCAUCGACACCACCCCUCCUCCAGCCGCUCCCUUCAACCAUCGCAUCGUCUCGGCCAAACCCAACAAGAUCAGCAACUUCUACACCAUCAGCUGGCAGGAAGUGCUGGGCGGGGGUCGUUUUGGUCAAGUGCACAAAUGCGUCGAAAACUCCUCCGGCCUCACUCUGGCGGCGAAGGUCAUCAAAGCUCGGAACGGGAAAGAAAAGGAGGUGGUGAAGAAUGAAAUCCAGGUCAUGAAUAAUCUGGACCAUGCCAACCUCAUCCAGCUCUAUGCAGCUUAUGAGUCCAGGAAUGACAUCAUCCUAGUACUUGAAUACGUCGGAGGAGGAGAGCUGUUCGACCGGAUCAUCGACGAGAACUACAAACUGAAGGAGCUGGACGCGGUGGUGUUCAUCAGGCAGAUCUGUGAGGGUCUGCAGCACAUGCACAAGAUGUACGUCCUGCACCUGGACCUGAAGCCGGAGAACAUCCUGUGCGUCAGCAGAGUCACAAACAAAGUGAAAAUCAUCGACUUUGGGCUGGCGAGGAUAUACAAACCAAGAGAGAAGCUUCAAGUGAACUUUGGGACCCCGGAGUUUCUGGCUCCAGAAGUGAUCAACUAUGACUUUGUGUCGUUCAACACCGACAUGUGGAGUCUGGGCGUCAUCACCUACAUGCUUCUCAGCGGCCUCUGUCCCUUCCUCGGAGACACAGAUAAUGAGACUCUGAACAACAUUCUGGCCUGUCAGUGGAGCUUCGAGGAGCAGGAGUUUUCUGACACGUCACCCCAAGCCAAAGACUUCAUCUCCAGACUGCUCAUCGUCAACAAGAGCUGGAGGAUGUCGGCAGCUGAAUCUCUGAGACACCCCUGGUUGUCCGACCCAGUGCUGCACCAUGAACUUCACACAAAGAAAACAUUGUGCAAAUCGCGGCGGUCGUCUUGUGUGCCAGACUCAAAUACCUGAGAACUUGACACUGGUGUGAACUGUACAGUGGCUGUUUGGACCAACCCUCCUGUCCACGUUAUUACCCAGAAUCCACUCUGUUCAUCUGUUCAUACUAUUUAACACGUACGCUUCUAUAGAAUGGAUGUUUUAUUUGUAAAUGUGCAGUUGUUGAGCCGUACAUCAGAUCAUCCUCUGUAAAUGUCUUUUGUGUGUGGUCUAACAGGCUACUAUUCAUUUUGCAAUAAUUCGCUCUCAUAAAUCUGAAGUCCGUACUCCCUGACAUAACUCCAGGAGAAAGAUAAAACUCGGUGCGAUUAGACAUGUGAAGUUCUGCUGUAAAAGUACUGUACACGUCAUCUGGGUGAAUGUGUCUGAAUACGCUUUUAUUUAUGUGUUUGGUGUCCUAAGUGUAGCAUGAGCACUUUAUAAAGAUUAUGUAACGACUGUAGUCCAGCUCCUGUAGUCCCGCCCCAUGGACUGUGCAUCGAAAUGGACACGAUUGUGUCUGAAAAUCAAAAUAUGAACAUUAAAAACCCACAAAUCAGGUCGCGGGAAGGAGCGUUACCUUAAACAUCCUCUCUCCUGAUUGGCUCUUUGGUUGCUAUGAUACUGGCGGUCAGACGUCCUAACAUGUAACUGGACUCCAGAUUAGACUCUGCUCCUGCUCCGGCCUCGAGCUGGACCCUGUGGAUCACACUCAGUCCGUGUCUUUACACAGUCUAUGCGCCGUCCUCAAGUACAAGUACAUUCUCAAAGUCAUGUCUUAUCACAGGUCUAGCUGCAUGUUUCAUGUGACAGAAUUCACUUUUAUAACUUUUGUAAACCUGUACUGUAAGCUCCAGUAGGAUUUAAGUGUGAUUAUGUUCUGUAGAAGCUGUUUCCACAAACGUUUAAGUGCCUUCUGUGAAGGUCUAGUACUCCACUACCUGUAGUCUGAUACUAACACUGGAGAGUCCUGUGUGCACUAGGUAGGACAGGGCCUGUGUGCACUACGUAGGACACGGCCUGUGUGCACUACGUAGGACACGGCCUGUGUGCACUACGUAGGACACGGCCUGUGUGCACUAGGUAGGACUCUCACUGUGUUACACGUCCAGCAUGUGUCUUUGAAGUGUGUUCACUCACAUAAAGUGCCAUUGUCUUAAAAAUC